GUCCACAUCCAAUUCCAACCACAAGCUCCAAUCAAACACAGCAAACCAAUCCAGAUUACCAUCGGCUAUCAAUCAGCAGGAGGAGGAAAUCGCUGCUCGAUUGGGGAAGAAUCAAGAGGCUCGGCGAAGAUGCAGGCGGCGAAGGAGAAGGUGAAGGACGGCGUGAGCGCGGUGAAGGCCAAGACCAAGAUCACGCAGGCCAAGGCGUCGGAGAAGGCGGAGGCGGCCACGGCGAGGUCGCACGCGGAGCGGGAGCUGGCGCACGAGCGCGGCAAGGCCAAGGUCGCCGCUGCCAAGAUGGAGCUGCACCAGGACAAGGCGCUCCACCGCGAGGAGGCCAUGGAGCACCGCAUCCACAAGCACGGCGGCCACGGCCGGCACCACCACAAGCACGGCGUCGGCAUCGUGGCCGCGCCCCCGCCGGCGACCGGGGCCGGGGCGGGGGCGUACCACCCUCCUCCUGCCGCCGGUGGCCACUACUACUAAUUACAGCUAAGCAGCUCCAUCGCUAGCUAGAUGGGCACAUGCGUCGCGUGUGUGUUAUGCGAUCUCGCAAGCUAAGUUUGUAUUUUGUACUGUUUUGUGCUUGACUUACCCACGCGUGCUUUUUAAGUUUGCACUUGGUUUGCACUUAAAGAUGAGAGCUGUAUGUAUGUAUGGAUGCAUGCAACCUUGUUGCUUGCUUUCUUUUAUAAUACUCUAAAGAGCGGUAAAUCAA
Messenger RNA from Aegilops tauschii subsp. strangulata, 718 nucleotides. RefSeq lists its product as uncharacterized. Lineage: Eukaryota; Viridiplantae; Streptophyta; Magnoliopsida; Poales; Poaceae. Gene Ontology annotation, biological process: embryo development ending in seed dormancy. The record is from RefSeq and is a predicted model, not a curated record.